Rhineura floridana is the source of this 4683-nucleotide messenger RNA. RefSeq names its product BCL11 transcription factor A (gene BCL11A). The coding region runs from base 1 to 1926 and encodes 641 amino acids. NCBI's taxonomy places the organism in Eukaryota, Metazoa, Chordata, Lepidosauria, Squamata, Rhineuridae. The record is from RefSeq and is a predicted model, not a curated record. Gene Ontology annotation, cellular component: nucleus. Gene Ontology annotation, biological process: negative regulation of dendrite development; regulation of transcription by RNA polymerase II. Gene Ontology annotation, molecular function: DNA-binding transcription factor activity; RNA polymerase II cis-regulatory region sequence-specific DNA binding. The transcript has 5 exons.
AUGUUGAUAUGCUUCCUUAACGCAGCAAAAAGAAAAGAAAAGAAAAAUAGUCAAGUACCCUGUGUGGUCCACCCCUUUUUAUCUUCACAACAACAACCCUGCGAGACCCACGUUAAUCACCAAGGUAAAGAUGAACCCAGCAGCUACACGUGUACGACAUGUAAACAGCCAUUCAACAGCGCCUGGUUUCUCUUGCAACAUGCACAGAACACCCAUGGAUUAAGAAUCUACUUAGAAAGCGAGCAUGGAAGCCCCCUGACACCGCGGGUUGGUAUCCCAUCAGGACUAGGUGCUGAAUGUCCUUCACAGCCACCACUCCACGGGAUUCACAUUGCAGACAAUAAUCCCUUUAACCUACUCAGAAUACCCGGAUCGGUCGCGAGAGAAGCAUCGGGUCUUGGAGAAGGGCGCUUCCCUCCCACACCACCAUUGUUUAGUCCCCCUCCAAGGCAUCACUUGGAUCCACAUCGCAUAGAACGCCUGGGUGCCGAAGAAAUGGCUCUUGCAACCCAUCACCCCAGUGCCUUCGACAGGGUGCUGCGACUCAACCCCAUGGCCAUGGAGCCCCCAGCUAUGGAUUUCUCCAGGCGGCUUCGGGAGUUAGCUGGAAACACCUCUAGUCCACCAUUGUCACCGAACCGGCCCAGUCCUAUGCAAAGGUUACUGCAACCAUUCCAGCCGGGCAGCAAGCCGCCAUUUCUGGCCACACCUCCUCUUCCUCCUCUUCAGUCUGCUCCUCCCCCUUCCCAGCCCCCUGUCAAAUCCAAGUCCUGUGAAUUUUGUGGGAAAACAUUCAAGUUCCAGAGCAACUUGGUUGUCCACCGCAGGAGCCACACUGGGGAGAAACCUUACAAGUGUAACCUUUGCGACCACGCAUGCACUCAAGCGAGCAAGCUAAAGCGCCACAUGAAAACCCAUAUGCACAAAUCCUCCCCAAUGACAGUGAAGUCUGAUGAUGGUCUCUCCACAGCCAGUUCCCCUGAACCUGGAACCAGCGACCUUGUCGGCAGUGCUAGCAGUGCCCUCAAAUCUGUAGUGGCCAAAUUUAAGAGUGAGAACGAUUCCAAUAUGAUUCCGGAAAACGGGGAUGAAGAAGAGGAGGAGGAGGAGGAGGAGGAAGAAGAGGAGGAGGAGGAGGAAGAAGAAGAUUUGACUGAGAACGAAAGGCCAGACUAUGGGUUUGGCAUUAAUCUAGAAGCAGCGCGUCACCAUGAAAAUAACUCCCGAUCUGUUGAUGAGAAUCGUUCUAUGCCGGAUGUCAUGCAAGGGAUGGUUCUGAGUUCCAUGCAGCACUUCAGUGAGGCCUUCCAUCAGGUCCUUGGAGAGAAGCAUAAACGUGGGCAUUUGUCUGAAUCUGAGGUGCAUAGAGACACUUGCGACGAAGACUCGGUAGCUGGUGAAUCCGAUCGCAUCGACGACGGCGCUAUUAAUGGUCGGGGGUGUUCCCCUGGUGAAUCUGCCUCUGGAGGUUUGUCAAAAAAGCUGCUCUUGGGUAGCCCAAGCUCUCUAAGCCCUUUCUCCAAACGCAUCAAACUUGAAAAGGAGUUUGACCUUCCCGCGACAGCUAUGCCUAACACUGAAAAUGUUUACUCCCAGUGGUUAGCUGGGUACGCUGCUUCUCGGCAGCUAAAAGAUCCAUUCCUCAACUUUGGAGACUCCCGGCAAUCGCCUUUUGCUUCCUCUUCUGAACACUCCUCUGAAAAUGGAAGUUUACGCUUCUCAACGCCUCCUGGGGAGAUGGACGGAGGAAUAUCAGGCCGCAGCGGUACAGGAAGUGGAGGGAGCACCCCGCAUAUUAGUGGUCCAGGCCCUGGAAGGCCUAGUUCAAAAGAGGGCAGACGCAGCGACACUUGUUGGCGUAGUGCCCAGGGGACUCCGGACGUGUGGCAAAUUCCGGAUGGAAACUCAAGGAUGCUUAAAUUCUGAGGGAAUAUGAAACGCAGAGAGGGGAUAUGCGCCACGCGUGUGACAUCCAAGGGGGGCUUUGCUCUCCGGUUGGUUCUUGGGCGCUGUCUGGCUGAGCAGCUUCAGGAGUCGCCACGCAAAAGGCAGGAUCCAACGGAACGCCCCCCCACUGCCUGCUCAAAGGACUCUUUAUUUAUAUAUAUUUUUAUCAGAGUAUAAAAACCGCAUCAUUUAAAAAAAAUCCCUCCAUCAAGGGCUUUCCAUUAUUAGUAUGUUCCCCCCUCUCUUUUACUUGACAAUCUUGUAUGCCAUUUUCUUUCCAAAAUGGCGCUGGGAAUGCAACCUGAGAAACAUGUGGACAGAGUGACCUAGCAAAGAAGUCUACAGUAGACCACAAAAUACAUCUACUCAUACAUUCCUGUGCUGGGCAUUUGUGGUGCAUCAAAAGUGUGACAAAACUUUCCCCAUCCCCCCUCAAAAAAAGGCACAUGGCAAAAGGCCAGCUUUUUGCCAUGUGAAGCCUUUGUUCAAGAUCUUGGAGAGCCACCACUAGACAAAGCAGAGAUUAAUGGGCUAGGUCAGAGGUAGCCUAGAUGGUGCCCUUGAGACAUUUUUGAUAUCCAACUCCCACCAGUGCCAGCAAGCAUGGCCAAUGACCAGGGAUGAUGGGAUCUGGAGCCUGAAAUUAUCUAGAUCCAGCGACAGCUGGUGGCUCCAUGUCAGUGGAGUUUUAGUCUGGGUUUUAGUCUGAACUUUCGAGGAGCUGUCCAAGGUGCUUCAGCUCCUUGAAAGUUCUGACUAAGACCCAGAGCGGAUUCUACUGCCCCGUUGGCAUGGAGCAACCAGCCGCAGCUGUCUAGAGUGCACCAAUGGUCUGGCUCAGAUUAUGGUGAUUCCUUCAACUUUUUACUUGACAGGAGCCAAGAGGAAGAUGGGAUGUCUUCCUGAAGUGCAAAAGUCUUCAGAGGCCAGUGUUAAUGUCAGGAAGCUGCCCACACACUCAGUUUAGUCCCUUCCUACCCCUCACCCUGGACCGGCUGCAGGAAGGGAGGCAAAAUCAGACUGCGAUCUCAUGGCAGCCACUGAUUUGUAGCUGCCACUGCCAUUCAUGAAGGGAGUCAAGUGCAGCAGCACCCAUGAACCUUCCUCGUGCAGCUUUGGUGCUACAAGUCAGUGCAUGGUAGACACUGCAUGGUGGGAAGCACUGUGAGUGUCAGCCUUGGCACCUUGAAGAUACAGGUUUGGUUUGGGUUUUUUUUCUCAUUGGCUGAGACAUAUCCUAGGACUAUUGGCUAUUUGGCCUGUCAAAUAUUGUGACUCAGCCAUCGAUUGGAGAGACUGAGGGAGGCAGGUAAAGCCAACAUCAGAGCCUGCUCCAGUUGAUCUGUUCCCCAGCCCCGACUCACUUUUACAUUUUGCAGUAUAUCAUUUUUUUGUUUUAGCAUUUUUUAAAAAUUGACAACCGUCUUCAGUGCCUUGGCAGAAAGGCAGCGUGUAAAUGCAAUAAAUAAAUGUUUGACCAUGAUCAAGUACUGCAAAAUAUUCCAUAAGAAUACUGGGAAAGGGCUGUAGCUCAGGGGAAGAGGAUCUGCUUCACAGGUGGAAAGUCCCAGGUUUAACCCCCACCGGGAUCUCCAGGCAGGGCUAUUUAUUUAUUUAUUUAUCUUAAUUAUUUAAUUCCUUCAUUUAUAUCCCACCUUCCCCCCCCCCCCCAGAACUGGGAGUCGAGGCGGCUUACAAAAAUUAAAGUUAAAAAACAUAUAAGUAAAACAAAGUUAUAAGUGAAAGGUUAUUUAAACUAUCUGAUUAAAACCAUUUAAAACAUAGCCAUUAAAAAACACAAAAUAAAAAUCAGUAAGACAGCACCCUAUCAAUAGCCAGUUGCAGCCAGUUCCCAUAAGCAUGUCAGAACAGAAGCCGACAGAAGGACAGCAGGGAGGGAGCCAGUCUACCCUCCCCCAGGAAGAGAGCUCCGGAGCCUUGGGGCAGCCACUGAGAAGGCCCUCUCCUGUGUACCCACCAGACGUGCCUGUGAGGGUGGCGGGACUGAGAGACGGGCCUCCCCCAACAACCUCUGUGUGUGGACAGGCUCCUACGGGAAGAUACGGUCCUUCACACAGCCCAGGCCCAAGCCACAUACGACUUCAUAAGAGAUAACCAUAACUUUGAGUUGUGCUUGGAAACAGAUCGGUAGCCAGUGGUGCUGUUGGAACAAGGGAGUCGUGUGACCAGCCCCAGUUAACAAUCUGUCCGCAGCUCUUUGGACCAGCUGAAGUUUCCGAACUGUCUUCAAAUGUUCAUCACAGGCAGCCCCAUGCAGAGUGUGUUACAGAAGUCCAGCAAAGACUCCCUUCCUGAAACCCUGCAGAAUUGCUGCCAGUCAGUGCAGACAAUAUUGAGCUGGAUGGAAUAAUGGUCUGAUUCAGAAUAAGGCAGCAUCCUAUGUCCAGAACAGCCUUUAGGGUCAGCCCUACCAUUAAGCAACCACCUCAGGCAGUUGAUUUGGGAUGUCAUGAGAUGGCAGCAAUUUUUUAGAUCUUUGAUUUAUGAUUGUUUCAUGUUUACUGCCAGGACAUUGCAGUGCGUUGGGGUUCUUUUUUGUUUUGGGUGCCAAAAUCACUUUGCAAGCCUUGGGUAAUAUGUAGCUUGACAUGGGGGAGAGCUGCCAUUUGCUGCAGACAGGAAAAUGUCUGCAGUUUGCCCUUGUGUAAGUAGCAUCUUACUUUUUCAGUGUCACAUUCAUCUGGUUGUAAUGGCAGGAUUGGGGCCCCUGCUGCC